AUGCAGCAGCGUGGGCGCUCGCCGUCUGCGGGCCAGCGCAUCCAUAUAAGGCAAACACCCUCGCCGUCACCCCAUGCGCCCUUCCACAGUAACGUGUCUGGCCUCGGCUUCGAUCAAUCGCAGCAGCUCAACCUCGACCCCUCCAGCUUCGCCGUCAGCAACGCUCAGCUCAGUAACGCCCAGUACCUUUCCACCCUGCAGCCGCAGCCCUUCUCGCAGCAGCAGGUCCUCUCCGACCAAAGCUUCAUCCAGUCCAAUCCAGCCCUGUCGCAGCACAACACGCCACAUUUCGGGCCGCAAGGCAACAGCCUCACCCCCGAUCCCCUCGACAUCACCAAUCCCGGCCCCGCCGACUUUAGCAACUUCUUCGCCGGCAACGACCUGAACCAGCCUCAGGCGAUCAGUCCCUUGCAGUACGGCAACUCGCUAGAUCCCCACCUGCUCGAGAGCCAGCCGUCGCAGCAGCAGAACCUUGGGAUCAAUCCCAACGACUUGAUGGCCCAGAUGGCUACCUCACAACCCCACGCGCCCACACCACCCCACCUGCUGCCAAACAACAUGAACAACCAGCGCAGCCCUAGCCCGCAUGCAUCGCCGCACCAGAACCAGGGCGCAUUCUCUCCCCCCAGCCACUCUCGACAUGCUUCGCUGGGCCAGUCGACCCUCGAUCCCAGCGCAGCAUAUGGUCAGGGUACCGAGUGGGCGAACAUGGCGAACUUUAGAGGACACAGGCGGACACCCAGCGAGUCUGCGUACUCGGACAUCUCCUCAGCACAUGCCUCGCCAUUCCUGGUCACACACGAUAGCUUCGAGGACAAUCAGCCAUCGCCGCACCUGGGCGCUCAGAAUGACCCUCAGCUUUUCCAGAACCCCAUCUCGAACUUUGAGCAGUUUAACUUGAGCGAUGGCUCACAUAUCAGCCCAGGGCACAGCCCUGCUAUGUCCCCGCGCUUAGUUCCACAGCAGCAGUCGCUCCCGCAGUUCAUGCCGGGGAGCUUUGGCAUUGAAUCGAACAUGAACAACCCAUUUGCACAGCAGCAGGGGAUGGGCACCUACCCGCAGGGCACAGAGGCAUUUCCAUUGCUUAACAAUGACUUUGGUCAAGCUGACAUCAUGUCUCCUCCCGAGAUCAACAUUGACUUUGCCCCGCCAUCACGGCAAGCAAGCUUCGAGCCACCCAAGCCAGGGUCUACUGCUGAUGCUUUGACCGAUACUCUGAGCCCGCCAGAUCGAUCAAGAAGUCGUAACAGGACUCGCGCCAAGUCUGAUCCGUUCAGCAGCGUAAGCUCGCGUGCCUCCACACCUGGACUCGAUGGGAAUCGAUCCUUGUCUCCCAAUGCUGCAAAGUCGCGCUCACCCUCACCGUCCGGCAAGUCUUCUCGACGCUCCUCCACCUCAAGUGUACCCAAUCGCGACUACAUUCUCGACCUUGCCGACCCCUCGAGACCAUCCAUUCCUGGCGAAGGCGGAGGUCCCAAGCGUACGCAGAAGCACCCAGCGACUUUCCAGUGUAGUUUGUGCCCUAAGCGAUUCACACGUGCCUACAACCUGCGCUCGCAUCUGCGCACUCACACUGACGAGCGUCCGUUCGUGUGCAGUGUCUGCGGCAAAGCAUUUGCUCGCCAGCACGACAGGAAACGACAUGAGGGCCUUCAUUCCGGUGAGAAGAAGUUUGUUUGCCGCGGUAAUCUCAAAGACAAUGGCCACUGGGGUUGCGGCAGGCGAUUUGCUCGUGCAGACGCUCUGGGUCGUCACUUUAGGUCCGAGGCUGGCCGCGUGUGCAUUCGACCCUUGCUCGAGGAAGAGGCACAAGAAAAGGGCAGUUGGGACAGUCAGCAACAGCAGAUGACUAAUGGCAACGGCAUAUUCAACCCCGUUCCGCAGAACUUUGGCGGCAUGAUGCAGACACAGCCUGGCUAUGAGAACUUCCCUCAGAUGACACAGGCACCGCAGCCGUUCCUGCCUGCCGCCCUACUCGCCCAAUACCCAGCUCUUGCGACCAUGGACUGGAACUCCAUGCCGCUCAACGGACCAGACGAAGCUGACGAGAUCAGCGGUCGCAGUAGCUUCGACGCUAGCAGCGGAGGAGAGUACUACGAAGACGAGAGCGACAACUACCAGCAAGGCCAACAACCCGUCUUUGCAGGUGGCAACAGCGGUUGGGUGAGCGACAGCUACGACGGACGGGGCUAG
Didymella exigua CBS 183.55 is the source of this 2193-nucleotide messenger RNA. RefSeq lists its product as uncharacterized. The coding region runs from base 1 to 2193 and encodes 730 amino acids. The transcript has 2 exons. Gene Ontology annotation, biological process: regulation of transcription by RNA polymerase II. Gene Ontology annotation, cellular component: chromatin. NCBI's taxonomy places the organism in Eukaryota, Fungi, Ascomycota, Dothideomycetes, Pleosporales, Didymellaceae. Gene Ontology annotation, molecular function: RNA polymerase II cis-regulatory region sequence-specific DNA binding; DNA-binding transcription factor activity, RNA polymerase II-specific. The record is from RefSeq and is a predicted model, not a curated record.